Chiloscyllium plagiosum (whitespotted bambooshark) is the source of this 4088-nucleotide messenger RNA. It is a transcript of the gene eif5b, whose product is annotated as eukaryotic translation initiation factor 5B. Lineage: Eukaryota; Metazoa; Chordata; Chondrichthyes; Orectolobiformes; Hemiscylliidae. The record is from RefSeq and is a predicted model, not a curated record. Gene Ontology annotation, cellular component: cytoplasm; mitochondrion. Gene Ontology annotation, molecular function: GTP binding; GTPase activity; translation initiation factor activity. Gene Ontology annotation, biological process: translational initiation.
CCACCGACGCAACACGUCGUAGCGCCUGCGCAGAUUCAGGCAACUACCAUAUGUCUGAAAGAGAUUUUAAAAAGUGACAGAGUGAGGCAACAGUGUGAAAAACAUGGGGAAAAAACAGAAAAACAAGAGCGAGAAUAAUGCCAAGGAUGAUAUUGAUAUUGAUGCAUUGGCAGCAGAGAUUGAGGGAGCAGGAGCUCCCAAACCUAAACCAGUUAGUAAAAAGAAGAAAAAGGAUUUUGAGGAAGAUGAUAUACUAAAAGAAAUUGAAGAACUUUCUUUAGAGAUUCAAGAAACAAAGGGUCAUAAUGAAGCAGCCAAAUCUUCAGCCAAAGUAAAGAAAGAAGAAAAAGAUGAAUCUGAACCAAUCAAUAAAAAGCAAGAUAAGAAGAAGAAGGGCCAGAAAGUCUCAAAAUCUAGUUUUGAAGAUGAUGAAAUGGAAGGUAAAGAGUUUGAGCUACCAAAAACCAAAGGUCAGAAGCAAAAAUCUGAGCAAUCAGAUGAAGAAGAGUUCAUUGAGAUACCUAAAGGGAGAUCCCAAAGUCUUGCACAAAAACUAGAACUUUCAGAAGGUGAGGAAGUUGAUACUAAGAACUCAAAAGCAAACUCGGACAGUGAUGAAGAAUGCAGCGAGUUCCCUCAAAAGAACAAGAAGAAUCAAAAAAGUAAUCAGGCGAAGAAAGAUGAAAGUGAAGGGGAGGAUGGAGGAGAUUCUGGAUUCAAACUAAAAACAGCUGCACAAAAGAAAGCAGAAAAGAAAGAAAGGGAGCGCAAGAAACGGGAAGAGGAAAAGGCUAAACUUCGUAAGCAGAAAGAAAAGGAUGAUUCUGAGCGACAGAAAAAGGAAAAAGAGCAGGAAGCUAAAACUCAGAAAGCUGAAGCUGAACUUGUUUCUAAAAAUGUCAGUGAGAAAAUGGAUGUUACUCCAACUGCUGAAGUUAAGGGAAUUGAAGAUACUACAGGUGCAGAAGGUGAAGAAAAUGAUGGGGAGAAAAAGAAAAAAGACAAAAAGAAAAAGAAAGAUAAAGAUGAAAAAGAGAAAAAGAAAGCUGGUCCCAGCAAGGCUACUGUAAAAGCUAUGCAAGAAGCACUUGCAAGAUUAAAAGAAGAAGAAGAACGACAAAGAAGAGAAGAGGAAGAACGUUUAAAACGAUUGGAAGAACUGGAAGCCAAACGUUUAGAACAGGAGAAACUAGAACAGGAGCGUAAAGAAAAAAAGAAACAAAAAGAAAAGGAAAGAAAAGAACGCUUGAAGAAGGAAGGCAAAUUGUUGACAAAGUCCCAGAGGGAUGCGAAAGCAAGAGCUGAGGCUACACUUGAACUUCUUCGUGCUCAGGGUGUUGAUGUGCCAUCCAAAGAUUCAAUGCCAAAGAAGCGACCAGUAUAUGAUACCAGAAAAAAGAAAAAACAGCAUGAGAGCAAAGAGGAGGAAAACAAAGAAGAAGCUUUGGAGGUUAUUUCAACACCAGUACAUGAAGAGCUUGAAGUAGAGAUGACAGAGGCACCAGAUGUAAUUUCAGAACCCACACCAGAACAUGAAGAAGAAAAAGGUGAGGUUGAUCUUGAUGAUUGGGAAGCUAUGGCAAGCGAUCAUGAACAAGAUAAAGAAGUGAAAACUGUUCAUAUUGAAGUACAAGAGGAGGCUGAAGAUGAGGAGGAGGAGGAAGAAGAAGAGAGUGAUGAUGAUGGAGCAACUGAGGAAAGUGAGGAUGAUGAGGAAAAGCAAGUUUUUGAUGAAACUAGGACAGCAUCACUAAAAAUGGAAAAAGAACCCAAAGUGGUAACAAAUGAAAAAGCAAAACUGCCAAAAGAGUUUAGCUCAGAUUCUGAAAUUGAAUCUGAUUCAGAUGAUGGCCGAACAAAAGAAGAACGAAUUUAUGAUGAAGCAAAGCGACGUAUUGAGAAACGUAGAGCAGACAACAUUAUGAAUAUAAACACUGAAAAGCUCCGAGCACCAGUUAUUUGUGUUCUUGGGCAUGUUGACACAGGGAAGACCAAAAUUUUGGAUAAGCUCCGCCAUACUCACGUGCAGGACAGUGAAGCAGGUGGUAUAACUCAGCAGAUCGGUGCAACCAAUGUUCCUCUAGAAACCAUCAAAGAGCAAACUAAAAUGGUGAAAAAUUUUGAGAAAGAUGAAAUUAAAAUACCGGGUAUGCUGAUCAUUGAUACACCAGGUCACGAGUCCUUCAGUAACUUGAGAAAUAGAGGAAGUUCUCUCUGUGAUAUUGCCAUCCUUGUGGUUGAUAUUAUGCAUGGAUUGGAGCCACAGACAAUAGAAUCCAUUAACCUUCUAAAAACAAAAAAAUGUCCUUUCAUUGUUGCACUUAAUAAGGUUGACAGGUUGUAUGAUUGGAAGAAAAGUCCUGAUACCGAUGUAGUUGCCACGUUAAAGAAGCAAAAGAAGAACACAAAAGAUGAAUUUGAUGAGAGAGCCAAAUCAACUAUUGUGGAAUUUGCACAACAGGGCCUGAAUGCUGCUCUAUUCUUUGAGAACAAAGAUCCACGUACAUUUGUGUCAUUGGUUCCUACAUCAGCUCACACUGGUGAUGGCAUGGGAAAUCUUAUUGCAAUGCUGGUAGAACUAACCCAGACUAUGCUUGCUAAGAGACUAGCAUAUUCUAUGGAACUGAGAGCUCAAGUUAUGGAGGUGAAAGCACUUCCCGGAAUGGGAACGACUAUUGAUGUGAUUCUAAUCAAUGGGAACAUAAAGGAAGGAGAUACUAUUAUUGUUCCUGGAGUUGAAGGUCCUAUAGUUACACAAAUCAGAGGUCUUCUAUUGCCGCCGCCUCUCAAAGAGCUGAGAGUAAAAAAUCAGUAUGAGAAACAGAAGGAAGUCUGGGCUGCACAAGGUGUAAAGAUUCUUGCUAAAGAUCUGGAGAAAUCUCUUGCAGGUUUACCACUACUAAUAGCCCACAAAGACGAUGAAAUUGCAGUUCUAAAGGAUGAACUUGACCACGAACUGAAGCAGACACUGAAUUCUAUUAAACUUGAGGAGAAGGGUGUUUAUGUACAAGCCUCUACAUUGGGUUCCUUGGAGGCACUCUUAGAAUAUCUUCGGGCAUCAAAUGUGCCAUAUGCUGGAAUUAACAUUGGACCUGUGCACAAGAAAGACGUGAUGAAAGCUUCAGCGAUGCUUGAACACGAUCCUCAGUAUUCAGUUAUCCUUGCUUUUGAUGUGAAGGUUGAGCGAGAUUCCCAGGAGCUUGCUGAUACACUCGGAGUCAAGAUCUUCAGUGCAGAAAUUAUCUACCAUUUAUUUGAUGAAUUCACAAAAUACAGACAAGAUUACAAAAAACAAAAGCAAGAAGAAUUCAAACAUGUAGCUGUUUUUCCUGCAAAACUGCGCAUUAUCCCUCAGUUCAUUUUCAAUUCUCGUGAUCCAAUUGUAAUGGGAGUUUCUGUGGAAGCUGGCCUUCUGAAACAAGGCACCCCCGUGUGUGUUCCUUCAAAAAAUUUUGUUGAUAUAGGAAUUGUCACUAGUAUUGAAGUGAAUCAUAAGCAAGUUGAGGUUGCUCGAAAAGGCCAAGAGGUCUGUAUUAAAAUAGAACCCAUUCCGGGAGAAUCGCCAAAAAUGUAUGGGCGGCAUUUUGAAGCUACAGACUUCAUUGUCAGUAAGAUCAGCCGACAAUCCAUUGAUGCUUUGAAAGACUGGUUCAGAGAUGAGAUGCAGAAGUCUGAUUGGCAGCUUGUUAUGGAACUGAAGAAAAUAUUUGAAAUUAUCUAAGUAAUACAGUUUGUUUUCAUUUAAAACUUCAGCAGUGGGAGGACUGAUUGUGAUUUAUGGUCUGUGCUUGAACUGGACCUAUUAUUAAGCCACGCUGGAAUGCUGAGAAUCAGAAUCCAGAGUAAAAAGUGGUUAUAGUUAGUAAACGUUUUCCAUGACAAACCAAAACUCUUGCACUGGUUUGACAGUGAUAUGUUUUACAUAUUCGUACAGUUCUCAAUGUGCCUGUUCUUUUUCUUCCUGUCCUUUGGCUCCCGAUAUUGGCUGCUAUUGUUAAAUUUCCCUUCCAUCACACAGAACUUGUAAGCAGCACUCCCUGAUUCUAAUUUUAACUGUAUGAAAUAAUGAAUAAAGUGUUUGAAUCCUG